This is a messenger RNA of Meira miltonrushii, 903 nucleotides long. Its product is annotated as S-adenosyl-L-methionine-dependent methyltransferase. The record is from RefSeq and is a predicted model, not a curated record. The transcript is spliced from 3 exons. Lineage: Eukaryota; Fungi; Basidiomycota; Exobasidiomycetes; Exobasidiales; Brachybasidiaceae. Gene Ontology annotation, molecular function: S-adenosylmethionine-dependent methyltransferase activity. Bases 1 to 903 code for a protein of 300 amino acids.
AUGACACAAAGCACUCAAUCUUUUAAGCCAACAUGGAAUCCUGAAUUGUAUGCAAAAGCAAGACCUGAUUAUCCCAGGUCAGUGAUUGACGGAAUAUUGAGCACAAUAAACGCAACAAAGUUAAAUUAUGUCGAUUUAGCAGCGGGAACGGGCAUCUUUACCAAAUUACUGAUUGAUGCAUGUACGAAUGAUUCGGGAAACAAAUUUAAAUUACAAACGGCAACAGCAAUCGAACCAAGUGAAACGAUGCUUAAACAAUUAAAUGGUAGUUUGUUUGAUCAAAAGACUGGAAUUAUACCACAAUGGAAAGAACAAGGUAGAUUGGAUAAAGAUUUACAAACUUUUACCGGUUCCGGUUUAUUCGAUACAAUUGAUUUAACAAAUAUCGCCCCUAACCUUCAAGGUAAUGUUGAUUUGAUCACUAUUGCACAGGCAUGGCAUUGGUGUGAAGAUUGGAAUGGCGCUUUAGCUCAAAUUGCAAACGUGCUCAAACCUGGAGGUGUUUUGGCCAUCGUUUGGAAUUUGGAAGAUCGGGAAGCAGCUCAUUGGGUUGCAGCCGUACGGGAAGCAUAUGAAGUGUACGAGGGAAAUUCUCGACAAUAUCGACAUGGAACAUGGAAGCAAAUGUACGACACGGAAGCAAUUAAGCAAUAUGAAAUCUUGCCCGAAAUUCAUCUUACUCGUGGCAUUCCCACCACCGUUGAAGGCGUUUGCAGCAGAAUUGCAAGUAAGAGUUACAUCUCUAUGGAAUCUGCAGAAAAUCAAAAGAAAGUUCUUGAUCAAAUUCACCAAAUAUUCGCAGAGAAAAACGAUGAUCAAUUGCAACGGAAAUGGAUCGAUCAAUCGGCCGGAGUAUUUGAAUAUCCAUACGCUACCGAUGUUUUACUUUUCCGCAAGAAGUGA